Messenger RNA from Lactuca sativa (garden lettuce), 833 nucleotides. Its product is annotated as Rhodanese/Cell cycle control phosphatase superfamily protein. Gene Ontology annotation, cellular component: chloroplast. Lineage: Eukaryota; Viridiplantae; Streptophyta; Magnoliopsida; Asterales; Asteraceae. The record is from RefSeq and is a predicted model, not a curated record.
CUAGUAAAAAGUCUUAGAUAGCGCCGGAGGUUGCCGAUUAUUGAACCCGGGAAAACACCCAUCGAGGUUGCUCUUAGGACCGUUAGUCUAUGAUAAGGAGAGAGAAAAAAAAGAAGAUAGAUGGAAAUCCAGGUAAUCCGUUCUCACACAUUCCCUUUGAAACAACUACCUAUCUCCACCUAUCCCCACCACCGCACAACCACCGUCAAGGUCCAUGCAGUCUCCGACAACCCACUAAAGCUAAUACAGUCCGGCACCGUGGUGGCAAUCCUCCCAAAAGACGCCUCCGCAGCCAUCAACAACGACGGAUACAAGCUCCUGGACAUCAGGCCAGAAUGGGAGAUAGAAAAGGCACGUGUGUCAGGAGGAAUUCAUGUCCCACUGUUUGUCCAAGACAUGGAUAACAGCCCACUAACACUGCUGAAGAAAUGGGUUCACUUUGGUUAUAUUGGUUUAUGGACUGGUCAGAAUUUCACAACGAUGAAUCCUGAUUUCGUUGAUCAAGUGGAGAAGAUGGUUCCUGAUAAGACCACUAAGGUUCUCGUUGCUUGUGGAGAAGGUUUAAGGUCAAUGAUGGCUACGUCGAAGCUAUAUAAAAAUGGGUAUACGAAUUUGGGAUGGUUGGCUGGGGGAUUCAAUCGUGCUGUUGAAGGAGAUUUCCCGGAAGUUGAGGGGCCGGAGAAAUUACAGUAUGCCACCAUUGGAGGUGUUUCUUAUUUCUUCCUUAAGGUCCUUAUUUUGUUGCAAGCUGUUGGGAAGAAUGAGUAAAUUAUGUAUUGAGUUUUGAACAUAUAAGUCAAGUACCCAUGAAUCUAUUGAUUUCAUUCUUCAAA